This is a messenger RNA of Penicillium malachiteum, 798 nucleotides long. Its product is annotated as Fructosamine/Ketosamine-3-kinase. NCBI's taxonomy places the organism in Eukaryota, Fungi, Ascomycota, Eurotiomycetes, Eurotiales, Aspergillaceae. The coding region runs from base 1 to 798 and encodes 265 amino acids. The transcript is spliced from 2 exons. The record is from RefSeq and is a predicted model, not a curated record.
AUGGACGCAGGAGAAAAUGGAUUCGGGGCUGGGGACAGCGAGAUCGAUCCAGCUGUGCUCCGAGAACUACCAAAAGGAUUUCAGGUCAUCUCCACCGAGAAGCAUGGGACGAGCCACUGGGGUCAGACGGGUCGUAUCAACGUGAUAUUAAGCGAUGGCACACUCCAGUGCUUCUUUAUAAAGGUGUUUCUGAAAGAGCUGGGCAGAAGCGUCACAAGAGGAGAAUAUCAGUCAAUGAAAGCGAUAUAUGAUGUUGUGCCGGAUUUUGUCCCAAACCCCAUAGCUUUUGGCUCGUAUGAUAGAGCACCGGAGACUCAUUUCUUCCUCUGCGAAUUCCGAGAAUUGACUGACCGAGGUAUACCUGGCUCGAUGCCUGACCCUCUUGAUUUUGCCGCUUUGCUUUCCGCUUUACAUGAAAAGAGUAUCUCACCCACCGGGAAAUUUGGAUUCCAUGUUACGACUUACGCAGGAAAUCUACCCCAGUUUGUUGGAUGGGAAGAUAGCUGGGAGACAUUCUUCGCAAAGAGUAUGAGACAGGCACUUGAUCUGGAGAUAGCGAUGAAAGGACCUAGCGAAGAACUUGCCGAGCUUUCAUGCGUGCUGUUUGAAAGAGUGAUGCCAAGACUUUUACGUCCGCUUGAGAGCAACGGCAGAGUCAUCAAACCAUCACUAGUUCACGGCGACCUCUGGUACGGAAAUUCGGGCGUUGAGACUGACAGUAACCGACCACUUGUUUUUGAUGCAUGUGGUUUCUUUGCACACCAUGAAUGUGAGUCACGACGACGGACGACGACAUAA